Adineta steineri is the source of this 4404-nucleotide messenger RNA. Lineage: Eukaryota; Metazoa; Rotifera; Eurotatoria; Adinetida; Adinetidae. The record is from the annotation of a GenBank genome assembly.
AUGGACAUCACGGAACUGGAUAUGAUAACGAGUAUUCAAGCUGCGAUGGCUUUAUAUGAGGAUCGUCAUUGUAUGGGUGUACGAGAUACUGAUCCAAACAAUCCAGGGCAAUACACAGAUGCCUACACCUGGUUAACAUUCAAGACAAUAGGCGAUCGAUCAAAGAAUUUUGGGCACGGACUUCGACAUUUAGUUGAACCUCGUGGUUAUCUUGCUAUCUGUGCAGCUAAUCGACCCGAAUGGAUGAUAACUGAUUUUGCAUGCAUGUUGCACAGCAUUAUCAGUGUCCCAAUCUACUGUCUAUUCAAUGAUCGUGAUGUUGCUUAUAUCAUCAACAAUACAAAAAUAUCUGUCGUUGUUUGUGAUAAUGAGAUGCUACCAAAAUUUACUCGAAUAUAUUCACAAUGUCCAUCACUACGUCAUAUCGUUUGCAUGGAUCCAAUUUUAAAGACAACUGUCGAAAAUGCUAACCUUUCGAUUCAUUAUAUGGCAGAUAUUGAAAGAUAUGGUGCUAUGAAAUAUUACGAGUCUGUCCCUAUUGGACCAACUGAUUGCCUCACAAUCAUCUACACGAGUGGAAGUUCAGGAUUUCCAAAAGGUGUAAUUAUCAACAAAGAUGCGUUUUGGAGUAACUUUCUACGUUGUUAUUCGCUAUCUUAUUCUGAACAUGUCUCAUUCGUAUAUGAACCAUUGGCGUGGUCAAGUGGUCGAAAAUCAGUCAUUAUAGCAUUUCUGUGUGGAGGACGCACUGGAUUCUCUUCAGGAGACGUAUCACGACUCAUGGAAGAGAUGGCUUUAGUUCGACCUACACAGUUUGGUGGUCCACCGACGAUUUGGAAUAAAAUUUAUUCUGAGUUCAAAGCGACUCUAUCUUUGGCGACCGCUAAUCUGACACCAGAUGCUACCGCGGUAGAAAAAGGACAUCUUCUAGAACAGUUUUCAAAACUCAUUCCAAGGAGAUGUCGACUAAUCAGUAUUGGAGGUGCCAUGGUCAGUUCAGCAGUGCUAGACUUCAUGCGAGAAUGCUUCUCACAUUGUUCCAUCUUUGAAACCUAUGGAAUUACGGAGUGUGGCAGUGUUGCCGUAAAUAAUUUCCUAGAGAAUAAACUCAAUUAUCGAUUGGAAUCGGUUCCAGAAAUGGGCUACACACUCGACGAUAAACCAUUCCCAAGAGGAGAAUUUUUGGUCAAAACAGAACAAAUAUUUUCUGGAUACAUUAAUAACACAGACGAAACUGGAGCAGCUCUGACUCAGGAUGGAUUUUUUCGUACUGGUGACAUUGUUGAACUUCAUACUAGAGUAAUAGGAAGACCUCAUGUGCAUGUUAUUGAUCGAAAGAAAAACUUCUUCAAACUUUCUCAAGGCCAAUUUGUUUCGCCUGAAUUUCUUCAAGGAGUUUAUAACAAAAGUGUUUUUGUUCAUCAAAUCUACAUUCAUGGUGACCUUCUAUCAGAUAGUGUUGCGGCAGUUGUCGUACCAAAUCGCGAAUAUGCUCAGACGUUUAUGGUGAGAAACAAUCUAGGAAAACUAGAUAUAAACAAGCCAGAUCCAAAAUUUUGUGAUGCAGUCAUGCAAGAUUUGCAACUGAUCGCGAAACAAGAAUCACUUCGACCGCACGAAAUUCCAUCACGACUACUAAUCGAUUUUGAACCUUUCACACCGGAAAAUGGCCUUCUUACCUCGACAAUGAAGCCCUGUCGACCAAAACUAAGUGCACAUUAUGCUGAACGACUGAAAACAACAACACAUUCGAUUGAACAAAAGUUGAAAACAAUUAUCGAAACUGCAACAGGACGGUCACUGUUGUUAACUGAUAAAAAUGAGGAUUUUAUGGCUAUUGGUGGUGAUUCAUUAGCAGCUGUGCGCUUAUCUCGCAUGAUACAAGAUGAACUCGCAGUAUCAUUACCAGCCAAUGUAUUUUUUCAAUCCGAGAUGAAUCUGAAGCGUUUGACAACACUGGUGCAAAAUCCCUCACAGAUUUCAUCUCAUCCAGCGUCCAUCGUACCGCAAAUGCUUCAUGACUCUGACAUCGAUCUGAAUAUUACAGUUGGUAAAUGCAAACCUACACAUAUAUCUCCUUCUAUGGUUUUUGUCACAGGAACCACAGGAUAUGUCGGUGGUUUCUUAUUAGCAGAAAUGCUAAACGUCUAUCCUCUGAAGUGCAAAUUUGUUUGUCUUGUAAGAUGCAAUCCAAUAAGCAAUUCAAUAGAUCGUAUUCGAGAUAAUAUGUCAUUUCUUCGUAUAUGGAAAGAUGAGUUUCGAGAACGGAUCAUUGCAUUGCGAGGUGAUUUGGCUAAGGAUCACUUUGGACUAGACAAUGAAAUAUAUGAGUCACUCGCCGCUCAAACAGAUAUUAUCUUUCACUGUGGUGCUACUGUCAAUUUUAUACUUCCCUACAAUAAACUCUAUGGCCCAAAUGUAUGUGGUACUCGUGAGAUUAUUCGUUUGGCUACUCAUGGUGCCACUUGCAUACCUGUACAAUACAUCUCCACGGUAAGCGUUCUAUCUUCUGAUAUUAUCAGAGAGGUGUCGAUUGAUAAGAUCCCUCCGGAUGGUUUAACCAGUGGCUAUGGACAAAGUAAAUGGGUAGCAGAGAAACUCAUGUACAAGGCAAGUCGCUCUGGUCUACCAGUAGUUAUCUAUCGUCUGGGAUCGAUUAGUAGUAAUACAGAGACUGGUGUUUGUAAUCGACAUGAUCUUCAUACAUUAUUAAUGGCAGCAAUUAUGAAAGUAGGAUGCUAUCCUCUAUUGGCUAUGAAGUCCACAUUCGAUGGUUUACCAGUAGAUUUUUGUGCCAAAAGUAUUGUUUAUCUAAGUCAAAAACAACCUAGUGUUUAUGGAAGUGUCUAUCACGUUGCCAAUCCAUAUGGUAGAAUAUCAUUCGAAGAUAUAGUUAAAGGUAUGGUGAAAUGUGGUGUUGAAACAAGAGGUAUCGCAUUUGACCAAUGGCAAAACAAAAUGAAAGCAGAAACUAUGCGAACUGGCCCGUUUGAGUCCUUGAGUGAGUUCCUGAAUUAUGUAAAAUCAACAUCAAGAUUAAAAUCAGAUAAAAGAGGAUAUGUUGCACUUUUAUAUAGUGGUACUGCACGAAGUUUUAGUUCAAAUUUUGAAAGUCAUAUUAUUAAUAUGAUGAGUGGAUGUCCAUAUACAAUUCAUCUCUUUUUUCAUACAUAUAUUAAUGAAAAUAAUCAAUAUCAUUUCUCUCAAGAUAAAAAUGAAAACAAUUUUUCCAAGUACACAAAUUAUUUAUCAGUCAAUGCAACUCUUUCCUAUUUUCAUGGAUAUAUUAAUCUUGAUAAUGAAUAUGUUGCAUUUCAUAAUCAAGCUGUUAAAGUUAACGCUUUUGAAUAUUUAUCAUUGAGAAAUUUACGUGAAAUAUAUAAAAAUACUUAUGAUACUUCAAUGAAACGUUUUCUUGGUCAUCCACCAAUUCCUGGCAUUUAUUAUAUGUGGCAUAGUCAACGUCGUUGUGAAGAACUACGUCAACAAUAUGUAAAUAGGAGUGCGGAUGGAAUUGUUUAUAAAUGGAUCUUUCGAAUGCGUCAUGAUGCUGUUUAUUAUACAAAUUGGUGGCAACAAGCUUUUCAUAUCUCCAUUUAUACGCAUUCAAAUCUCAAACAUAAAAAUAUAAAUCAUGAUAUUAAAAAUCAUUGGGGAAUUUAUCCAGCAAGAUUAUAUGAUAUGAUCUAUGAACCAAGAUUAAAAUCAAAUGAGAAUAUUAUUUAUAUCCCUUUUGGAUGGUCAAAUGGUGGUUAUAAUGAUCAGUUUGCAGCAAUGUCAUCGAACAGAAAUGCUCAGCAUUAUUUUAUGAGAAUAUUAAAUAUUAAACGAAUGUUACACGAAUCAAUUGUUCAUCCUGAAACAUCAAUACAUUUAAUUGCGAAAUGGAAUCAGAUUAAAAUAGAUAAUAGAAAUGCCACGAUUUGUUAUGAUAUUGUUCGCAUAUCAACUAAAAAUCAUCGAUCUUGUGCUUAUAAAAAAAGUGGAAUAGAAGAUUGUCAAUUAUUAUGUCCUAAAUAUGAAAACAUCAAUACAAUAUUACACAAUCAUUUUAUUAAUAAUAAGAAUAAUUUAGUUUCACAAGACAAUUCUACAAGAAUAUUAAAUAAUAAUAAAGAAGAAACUGAAAUAUUAUUAAAUCAACAUAUUUUAUCUAUGAAUAAUAAUAAUAAUAAUAAUGAAAAUUCAAUAGAAAUCAAUGAUCAGUCUUCAUCUUUUUAUUAUUUUUAUCGAUAUAUUAAUUCAAAAUAUCUAAAUAAUCCUUGUCUACCUCAAACAUGGACUAAAGAUCAAGGAAAUAACUAUGAAAAACAUCAUUUUCCAUUUAUUCUUCGAUCAUCAGAUCAAACUAAAAUUAAUCAAUACAAUCAAUAUUUGACAUGUGGGUCGAAUGUUAAUAUUUAA